This is a messenger RNA of Durusdinium trenchii, 1014 nucleotides long. The record is from the annotation of a GenBank genome assembly. NCBI's taxonomy places the organism in Eukaryota, Dinophyceae, Suessiales, Symbiodiniaceae.
AUGGCACUGAAAACGCACCAACUUCAGAGUUGGGUGCGUUCAUCAUUUCUUUCGAUUCCUGUGGCAAGCCGCAGCCCGCAGUUCAAGACUUUCAUUUCAUCUGUGGUGCAAACUUCGCUGAACGUCAACAUCACAGAAGCAGCACGGGCAAAGCCGCAUGUCCUACAGGCCGAAGUUCUUUUCCAGCAAUUCCUGCAGUCUGGCAGCGCAAGCGACAUGGACAAACUGAACAUAGCAGUCGCGUCCGCUUCCAUCCGGGGCAAACUUCAGCAGCACCCUAUCCUGCAAGGCCUCACUUUGAGCUGCUACAAGAUGAUCGAGCGCCAGGAGCGUGGCCUGUCUCAGCAGGGUCGCGACAAAUCAGGUUCUGUGAAUGCGUCCGAACUGGGGAAGUCUUUGGUUGCGCAGGCAGGAACAACACUGGCUCUGGCCGGUGCAAACUCCGAGCUGCUCAAGAUGUUUGGCCGUUCUAUUGCCUCUUGCACACCAAUGGUAGCUGACCUGCAUGUCCAGUCCUUACCCAACCCUGUGAUGGCACUGAAUCAUAUGGAACGGCUUCGCACAAACAUUACCUUAAUCGAUCAGCGCCUCUCUGCUACAACGCAGACCACAGGCCGUGUCUUGCCUCAUGAUGCGCUUGAGAUCUUGCUGUGGGAUCCUUGCGCAAAGCACAAGGUGUGCUUGAGCGCAGCAUCUGUUCCGGUUGCAGCUGCUGACCUGGAUUCAAAAAUGAUGCUCCGGUGCUUGGACUUGUUCAUGCAGGAGGCCCACCCGUACGUCAAAGGAUUGAUCUUUGAUGGUGCGUCCCAGCAUCACAUCAUUCGACGUUUUCUCGGCGGAGUGCCAUCUGUUGAAGACAAGAGGCUGGCAGACAGCCUUGGCCUGAAGUUCUUUGCGAAGCUGGCAUACCACCCGUUACCAGAGCACGGACUACCCAGACUGCCGGUUCAGCUGGUGACAUAUGGUGACGAAUCCAUCUUCGGACUUCCUGCAGUAUGUAGCUUGGCACAAUAG